Messenger RNA from Neolamprologus brichardi, 8317 nucleotides. RefSeq names its product mitogen-activated protein kinase kinase kinase 13 (gene map3k13). NCBI's taxonomy places the organism in Eukaryota, Metazoa, Chordata, Actinopteri, Cichliformes, Cichlidae. Gene Ontology annotation, biological process: JNK cascade; protein autophosphorylation. Gene Ontology annotation, molecular function: MAP kinase kinase kinase activity; ATP binding. Gene Ontology annotation, cellular component: cytoplasm. The record is from RefSeq and is a predicted model, not a curated record.
CUUUCCGCCCCCCCCUACCCCUCCAUCUCCUCUGCUCUUUGAGCUGCGUCCUCCCUGCGUCAGACGGCUCCAUUCAUGAAAAGUGUGACGUGAGCAGGUCUUCAUUGUCCCGGUGACUAUGCCGCCCUCCCACUCACAGCCCAGGUGCUGCAGGAGUUAGAGGAAUGUCUGUCAUCUUCCAUCCUCUGCCUUCUCCUUCACUCCUGUUCUUUUCUUUUCUUUUUUUUCCUUUCUUCUGAAUCCCGACUGUCAGUUCGGUCUUCCUCUCGCCCGGCUUUUUCCCCCCUCCACACAUCCCUGCCUUAGCUGAGAGAGGACCAUGAAUCUGAGCCGUGUCUGCUGUGAUUUUCAGCAUUUAGACAAACCAGUGUGUUAGGACACGUCCCACUCAUCGUCACUGGGCAGCCCAUGCACGUGCACGACACCAUGGGCAGCUCCCCUGAGGUGCUCUCUUGGACUUCCUGUCCCAGUCUACUGGUGGGCAAGCUGAAGGAGGAGCUCAAACUCACUGUGGUUGGGGACAGCAUGAAGAAAUCCAGCUCGCCUAACUCCCAACCGCAGCCUCCUCAGGCCCCUCUAUCCAACUUACCUCCUCAGAUCAUCACAGACCUCGCUCCGCCGACACACCUGCCCGUUCCCCUGCUGCAGACGCCUGGCCAGGAUGAGGAGUCCAUGUUGGGAGGGACUAGUCCACCAAACGCAGCCCUGAGCGUGGACUCAACUCGGAGCGAAGGCGGACACUUUGACAACAGCGUGCUCCAGCUGCAGGAGCAGGACCACGAGGAAGCUGGGUCGCCGGCAUCCCAUGAGCACGUUGGAUGUGGCAGCGGCAUGGACGACCAUAUGGGAGAGGGGGACUGUCCAAUGGACCACAAUGGAGAGGACAAGCCGAACCUCCCGCAUCACCCUGAUGACAUCAAGCUGCACUUUCAAAGAGCCCCUCCUGGGUCGGGAGGCUUCUUAGAGGGGCUGUUUGGCUGCCUUCGGCCUGUGUGGAACAUUAUUGGGAAGACCUACUCUACUGAAUACAAGCUACAACAGCAAGACAUGUGGGAGGUUCCUUUCGAGGAGAUUUCAGAGCUGCAGUGGCUCGGCAGCGGAGCACAGGGUGCCGUCUUCCUGGGCAAGUUUCGCUCCGAGGAAGUGGCUAUCAAGAAGGUGCGAGAGCAGAAGGAGACGGACAUUAAACACCUGCGAAAGCUCAAGCAUCCCAAUAUCAUCAGCUUCAAGGGUGUGUGCACCCAGGCACCUUGUUACUGCAUUAUCAUGGAGUACUGUGCCCAGGGUCAGCUGUAUGAGGUGCUGAGAGCGGGGAGGAAAGUGACCCCAAGACUGCUGGUGGACUGGGCCACAGGCAUUGCCAGCGGCAUGAACUACCUACACCUGCACAAGAUCAUCCACAGAGACCUCAAGUCUCCUAAUGUUUUGGUGACCCACAACGACACUGUGAAAAUCUCAGACUUUGGCACGUCCAAAGAGCUCAGUGAUAAAAGUACAAAGAUGUCAUUUGCGGGGACGGUGGCCUGGAUGGCCCCAGAAGUGAUAAGAAAUGAGCCUGUGUCUGAAAAAGUAGACAUCUGGUCAUUUGGAGUUGUGUUAUGGGAGCUACUGACUGGAGAGAUUCCCUACAAAGAUGUGGACUCCUCCGCCAUUAUUUGGGGUGUCGGCAGCAACAGUCUCCACCUUCCCGUCCCCUCCACGUGCCCGGAUGGGUUUAAAAUCCUCAUGAAACAGACAUGGCAGGGAAAGCCCAGGAAUAGGCCGUCGUUUCGUCAGAUUCUCCUACAUCUCGACAUCGCCUCUGCAGAUGUUCUGGGAACUCCUCAGGAGACCUACUUUAAGUCUCAGGCAGAAUGGAGGGAGGAGGUGAAGAAGCAUUUUGAGAAGAUCAAAAGUGAAGGCACCUGCAUCCACAGGCUGGACGAGGAGCUGAUCCGACGCAGGAGGGAUGAACUCAGGCAUGCACUGGACAUCCGGGAGCACUACGAGAGGAAAUUGGAGAGAGCCAACAACCUCUACAUGGAGCUCAGUGCCAUCAUGCUGCAGCUGGAGGUCCGAGAAAAGGAACUGAUGAAUUCUGUGCAUCACCGUAGGAGAGAGCAGGCGGUGGAGAAGAAAUAUCCCGGCAGCUACAAGCGCCACUUAGUCCGACCGAUCGUUAGAUCCAACGCUGUGGAGAAGCUCAUCAAGAAGAAAGGAAGCAUUUCCCACAAACCUGGGAUGCCUCCCACCAAAAGGCCAGACCUGCUUCGCUCUGAUGGCAUCCCUAGCGUAGACCCUCUUCCGUCGCCCUCACCGCUGUCUGCUAGCCCGAAGGUCUCCACCCCUCCUGGCAAAGCCCGGUACCGAAGCAAGCCUCGUCACCGCCGCGCCAACAGCAAAGGAAGCCACAGUGAGUUCUCCGCUGUGCUGAAGCCCAUUGCUGGAGCACCAGAAGAAACCCAGUCUCUCCAGGAGCAAUUGAUCCACCAUCAUCACCACCACCACCACCACCACCCUCCUCAAACGGAGGGGAACUUUCUCCCCUUGAAAGGUCGCGAGGAGGCCGUUGUCAACUGUGCCAACAACCUGCGAUACUUCGGCCCCGCCGCCGCCCUCCGUAGCCCUCAAACUGACCACAUGCAGCGCCGUGUUUCUGGCUCCAGUCCUGACCUCAUUUCCACCGCUGUGGAUGCAGACACGCGACAGCGGACUUCAUCCACCGGCUCCAAACCUGCAUCAGGCGCUGGUGCUGGUUCUUUAUGUCCCUGCUGCCAGGCUCACCCCUUCCCCGGCUGCCUACACUGUCAGGAGACCCCUCCCCCAUCAAGCCACCCAGAGCUGCCGCACUACUCGCUGCUCAACACCCAAGAGGGCACCCAGUCUUCUCUGGGGGCGCACAACAAAGACACAGUCUCAGAUGGAGAGACCACAAAGAAGACGGAGACGCAGGAACAGGAUGCAUCCCAGAACGCGCACACACUGCCCUCUGCACUGCCCCGCACUCUCAGGCCACUCAGGAAGGGUGGUGAUGAGUCAUCCGAAGAAGAAGAAGGAGAGGUGGAUAGUGAAGUGGAGUUUCCAAGGAGACAGAGACCUCAUCGCUGUAUGAGCAGUUUCCAGUCCUAUUCUACUUUCAGCUCAGAGAACCUGUCGGUGUCUGACGGAGAGGAAGGAAACACCAGUGACCACUCGCACAGCGGACCCCUGGAGAGGCUGAGCGCCAGUCAGGAGGAACACCUGGACGAGCUGCUGUCCCACACGCCGGACAUCCCCAUCGACAUCUCCACCCAGUCAGACGGCCUCUCUGACAAGGAGUGUGCCGUCCGCAGGGUGAAGACGCAGAUCUCGUUGGGGAAGCUGUGCUCCGACGAACACAGCUACGAGAAUCCGCUACAGUUUGGGGACUCGGACUGCGAUUCGUCAGAAGCCGAGUGCUCCGAUGCCACUAUUAGAAACAACAAAGUCGGGGCUCCUUCCUCGUGGUGAACCUGCCUAAAGGGCUCAUCAUCUUCUUUGCCUGGAGGCCAUUAUGUCCCUCUCUGCUCUGCAGAAAAUACAGCAAUAAGAGGACAAACAUUGUAAACAAAGCUCCUUAUAGCAACGUCCUAUGUAAUCUCUCAUAUGACCCCCACCCCUCAUCUAGCACAGCAUUCAGGCAACCCAUUGCAGGGAUUCCCUUUUGAAUGAUAAUGUACAAUAGAUAGUUUAACGUUCAUAAUUUAUUUUUGUCUGAGUUCUGAAGGAAAAUUCAGGAGCUAUGAGACUUCUCUGAUCUGAACAGAGAGGAAAUAAACAGACAUUUUGAAUCCAAACAAGGGUUUACUUUGUGAUGGAGAGAGACCAGGACUGGAAGACGGUGCAGAUGAUGACGAUGAUGAUCAUGAUAAUGAUGAGAAGGGCUUAUCAAUCAGAGGAUGAUGGCUUUCAGUGGGGAGAUGCAUAACUGCAGUAGUUGGUCUCUCAGGUGACUGGCCCAGAAUGAAAGCGGCUUUCAACAUCUCACUGUCGUGGACAGACAUCUCCAAACAACAAGCAAUCGCUCAGCUCAUACUGGAGCCUGACCAACCUGCUUUAUCAUGAGUUUACAGUAUCAAGUCCCAGUACCCCACCUCCUCCGUUUCCACCCCGCCUCCCCACUGUGACUAAAGUGGGGAGCAUGGAGCUCAUGGAAAACAUUAUGAACACCAGCAUGAACAACCUGCCUCGCAACUGGAUUUUCUCCCUCCCUGAAACCACCGGGUGUGUCUGUUCUUCAGGAUCGCCCAACCCCCCGCCCUCACGUAGCUGUCGAAACAUGCUUAUGCAGCUCGCAAAAUGAAAACGCUGCCCCAAGACUGCAUGAAGCGGACAGAGCAUCAGAGAUAAAGACGUGGCCGAGAGCUAAAGAAAAAAAAAGAAAAGAGACUCUUCCUCUCUGACUCUGCUCGUCCUUCUCUUAAAGACAUGCCAACGUCAUCGUCAUCAGCAAUCAGAUGUCACAGGCAGAGUUACUGAGGGAGUUAUCUGUGUGUGAGAGUGUGAGUGAAUGUGAGUGUGACAACACAAAGCCCUUUCCUCUCCAUUAGACAUUACAAGUCUCAUCUCAGGAUCGUUCAAGGACUGUGAAACUGGACUGGACCAAUUAUAUGAAGGAAUGUGUUUUGUUUUUGGUUUUUUUUGGUUGUUUUUUUUUUUUUUUUUUUUUUGAGCGGCACAUAUUAAGGACCAUGCAGAAAUACUCGGAAAGGUCUUACAGAUAGCCUUGAUGUUCAACGUUUUAUUGCUGUAACAGACUUUAAUGUGAUGUGGAGACAAGGCAUCCAGGUGCAGUAUCCCAUUUCUUGAAAUCUUCAGGUUCGGCAUGUUCCACUGAUCAUUUUCUAGCAGGGUGGAUUAUGCCAAUGUCCAAAAUGGUGAUUAUUUGCGAAUUAUAACAGCAAUAACACGAGUGAGAAAGAAGUCGCUUGUUCAGGAUCUUGCAUGUCUAGCUGGCUAGACACGAGCACAGUGACUGGUAGCUAGCGGAGAGCAGCAGGUGUCAAAGAGCUGCUUAUAGAGGCUAUUUUUUUUAAGUCCAGAGUGGGAUUUUAGAAUUUCCUUUAAGGCACUUAACAUACUUAAAUAAACACUAAUCCAUUCACAUUCAAAGUGUGAAUCUUGUAGGCCAGAUUUUUUUUUUUUUUUCUUAAAAUACUUCCAUAUGUAGUCCCAAAUAGUUAAAGAGUUUCUUGGUUAAUCCUUUUUCACCAAACACAUGCAAAUACAGGUGCCUUUGAUCACAUGUUUAAUAAUUUAUCAGUUUAACUCUUUUCACCAUCAGCCCAGCUGCAGGGCCCUUUUAGAAGAGCUCUUUAAACGACCGUAAUUGUGUUACUGUUUGUGCCAGAGACACAAUUCAAAGGGUUUCAGAAAGAAGGGAUCACAAGCUUCACAGGGAUAUUUGUUGUAUCUCGAUACCACAAAGCAUUCACAAGGUACUGAUGGCUGAACACGGACAGUAAAACCAACUAAGCCGAGAUGUUACUAUGUGCACUCCUCAACUGAUUUCGCCUGAGAGAAAAUUCAAAUGGUUCCUGAAAGAUGAAAAUUAUUUUGUCAUGUGUUGUGAUAAGGGGUUAAGAAGCAUAUAGACCAAACUAAAAAUGUAUUAUUUAAAAAAUCUGAAAAAAUCUAGGCUUAUGGUUACCUAAUGUCCUCUGUCCUCCUCAGCACACACACCUACUUAAAUCUGGAUGGUUUAUUCAUUUAUGAUUCAAAAUCAAAAUAAAUGCUACACUUCUUCCUAAUAACUUGGAACAUUAGUGCACGUAGUAAAGUGCAAUCAAAGGUUUGAAAAAGCAAGAGCUCAAAUCUCCAUCCAUCCAGUUCCUUCUCUUUAUUCAAUUUAGAGUGAUUGGGAGGCUGGAGCCUCGCAUUUCACACCUACAGCUAGUUAGGAAUCCCCUGUUAACCGAACCUGAAGCCUGCGUACGCAGAGACAACACAGGGAGAACAUGCAAACUCCACAUGGGGCUCAAAUUUAGAAAAAUCAUAAGUUAAAUGCUUAUUUUAAUAUUUUGUCAAGAAUCUGUUCCUGGCGAUGACGUCGUUUUUGUUUGUGGGUUUAUAGUUGUGUCUUCAGCAGAUAAAAUGCAUGCAUGGUUGGUUUGAGGUCUUUCCCUGCAGCUUUCAGGCCAUCUCCGAUCUUUAGUGUGGCGCACAGUCUAAUCAGCUUUGCGGCUUUUAGCACAUACCACGGGUGGUUUCAGAAUUUUUGUGUAAUGGUGAGAUGUUUCGCACUUUAGAGUUACAUUUUUUUCCAAAGACUUCCAAUUCACACAAACAUGCACGUUUUAAACAUGCAUGUUUUAAAGUUAAAAAAAAAAAUAUGAGGAAAAAGCCUUAAAAGAAAAUGUUCUCUUUAAUGACAAGUUGUGUGACCGUCCACAGUCAGGAAGAUGAGAUGGUGAUGCACUUGGUAUGUUUUAGCAUAUAACAGCCAUACCUGUAAACUCCAUAUACAUGCAUGGAAAAUCUCACGAUUACAGAGCUAACCCUUCUCCUAAAAGCAAUCUUUAAACAUGUGAUCAGAGGGAAUCUUUAUUUUGUGUUUCUGUGAAAGGUGAUAAAAUGACUAACCCUGUGCUGCUAAACGGUAUGAUAAAGACUAGAUUCAAAACAUUUUGCUGCCAAGUAAAUAUGUGAAAUUAAAAGCGCUGAUGUUUUUUGUUUUGCGUUUCUUCGUCCAGCAGAAAGAGUUUUCUCUGAAUUUUUCUGAAGAUCGUUGUUAAAAUGCCCCGUUUUUGUGGCCAUGUCUUUGCUGCUUAGGAUGUUCAGGUUUUGUGCAAGAGCAAUAUAUGGGCAGCCACUAGAUGGCGACAGUUAGGCUUGUGUUAUGUAAAUAACCUGACUCAUCCCUUUUUCUGACUAACAUCAUUUAAUUCCUUUAAUUCCUGAUGGUUAUCCAGAGCAAUAUUACUUUUUACCUCUCUGGUUGUCGCUGAAAAGGGAUACUGCAUCUGUGAGAGAGCUCUCUUUUGUUUUGCUUUUAAUAAGCCCCAUUUCUGUCAUCAUCCUCACUGAUCUGAUCUUCAAGCUGACAAACAGCCAGCCAGUUUGAAUUUAACGAUAAUGAUGUCAAGCCGCCGGCUCGAGCGUGUGCGGACGGCUGAGAUUCUGCAUAUAAAGGAACAUAAGCCAGAGACAAGGCCACGGAGCACCGGGCUGCUCUCGGUUUUCAGCAACCUCAUCUCAGUGUUACUCCUGUACAUAAACAUCUGUAAAUGUCAUGUGAUCCAUUAUCGCCUCCCUCCCUCCCUCUCUCUCUUUGUCAUUGCACAGCUCUGGCAAAGCCUCGAGCUUGAUGACCAGCGGACUGGUUGAGCAGGGAACUCUUUAAGUCUGUCCCCACAUCAGUAUUGAACACUACAGGAGGGUGUGAGUCAUAAACCUGAGCAGCACAAGGUGAUUAUUAACGCCGAUGGACGGACUGCCUUUUGCUCCUCAGCUUCAGAAAGGCUUACACCUUCUGCCUUUCCUCGAACCUCCUCCUUCACUCUUGUUUACGUUCGUGUGAAAUAACCCAGCGUGUUGUAAUGACAGGGUAAUCCGAUCAAGCUGUUAAUAACAUUAUCUUUCUGGCGUAUAUCCUGUGAAGUAUGAUUGUUGUGCAGUUUUAAUUUAAUUUUGAUCUUUUUUUUUUCUUUGUAGCUGGCCUACAUGAUUGUUGAAUUUAAUUUAUUUUGGAUGACUGGUGAGGAGGAGUAGUGUUCUUUUUAAUUUCAGGCAGCUUCAGAAAUGUCACGAUCUACGACUUCUCUCCUGGAAAGUAUUAUUUCAAGGAAGCACAAUGAAUUGGUCAGGGAAGAGGACAGUAUUUGUGUGUGUGGUUGAACAAAAGCAUCAUCACGUUGACCCUGCAGGGGACCAUUCGUCAUUUAGCUUUGAUUUAGCAGACUUUACAUCAGUAAUUAUCUCAUUGUAGGUUGUUAGGAACCACUUUCAAACAUAAGUCAGUCAGUGGGCUGUCUCCGCAGUGUAAAUGAGGCGUAAAGCCUGGAGGGAUGCACGAUGCUGACCUCAGUACAUCUGCGGUGACCCCCACUUCCUCUCAUUCUUACUGGAAAAAAAAAACAACUUGCAUUCAAAUUUCUGUGAAAUCGUCUCUCUAACUGUGGACAUCCUGUUGCCUCGUCCUGUGUUAUCGGACUCAUGUUUCUUUGUUACUCUUGUUUCUAUCCUCUUUCCUGUUGAAAGGCAUUAUGAUCAACCAAUCCUGUCAAUUUCCUGUAUUAUCCAGUGUACAGUGCAACGAGUAACUGGGAGAAUUAAAUCAGCGCAAACAACUGCAUGGAAUAAAUGCUGUACUGUACCCAAA